AAAAAUGCCAUAGCAGUUCAGGCAAUUCCACAUUUUUACAGAAUUGUUAUAAAACUCCAGCGAGAAGCUAAUAUAUAGGAUAAUCCUGUAUUGUGAAAUUUUAUUGUUUAAAAUAAAGUUUGGAGUAAAAAAAUACUUUGUAAUUGGCCCAAGUCAAACUAGCCGUAUGUGUCCAUUUAGAACUUAUAUCUGUUUCUACAAACUGAGGCUGUUCAGUGAGCUAUCUAAAAACACACUAGAAAAGAUUUGAACUGUCACUUUAAAAUAAAUAAUCUGCCAAUCAGAGCUUCCUGUUCCAUCUGAGAGGAAGUAAAUGAAAUCUGUGCAGGAGGCUGAAAAACAGAAACUAACUUUGGAAAAUCUUUUCCAAAAUUAUAUUUAAGUACCAUCCAAAAACUGACCAAGCAACAAUACAGGUUUUUAUGAUUAAAUAUUCAUGUAGAUUGAAUUCCUUGUCCUGUAACAAAGACUUCAAAAUAGCAUUUGUUGUAUGAGAAACUACACAUGCUAGCUACAUUUAAAUCAGUGAAUGAAUGAAAAGAUUUAGUUGAAAUGGCAUUAGAGGAGUUAUUUAAAACCCUCCCUGACAAACAAGGGUCAAUUGUGCUGCCACAACCCCUGAAGCAGACAGCAGAGGACUUUGGGAAUUGAUCGAUGAUUGGUCAGCCGGACAGAGAAGGGCGGUCCAGAUGAAUUAGUGACAGACGCUAAAGGCAGAAAUCCUGCAGUGAUCAAACCCUGAAUGAUCUAACAGUCUAGCAUUUGAAGUGAUUAUCAUGCUACGCAACAUAAAGGCUUACACCCAGCUGUGGGGCUAAUUAGCUCACUCAGGGCCCUGAAUAAAACACUGGUAGGGGACUGGAAGAGACAGACGGUCACAGAGAAGUCAGCAGCCUAACAGGACAGCAGCAGCAGCGGAGCUGGAUCCUAAAGCUGACCUGAACGAACCAAUCUGAAGAUUACUUGCUUUUCUAAGAAUGCCUCAUUUAAGUGACUGCAGCUACUACAAAAUGAGGGAUGCAACCAGAGCUUCAAAAGUACAAAACCACUUAGAUAACUCCAAGUUCCAUCUCCAUCAGAGCCAGAAUCAGCCAGUGAAGCAGUACCUGACGCUGGGCUCCAAGCUGGCCUCCUCGGCCGGACCGGGUCACACUGUGCCACAUCCACACACCACCGGCCAGCCACUAGCAACUGUGCCAAUCAUGAGGAAUGGACACAUGCCCCCCGUCAGUGAUGGCAGCAACCCCAACAGCCCCGUCACGCUGCUCACGAUGGCCAAUCACGACAGCGAGUUUCCAAUGGAUGAAGUUAUCGAUGACCUAAUUAGUCUUGAAUCCGGCUUCAAUGAUGGGGGUUUGGAUUGCAUGGAGCCUAACCUCAUAAUGCAAAACAACGUCUCCCUCAGUAGCAGCAUGCUGGACGUCUAUGGGGGUGAACAAGGUAUGAACCCCCCUAAUGGUGGAAUGAGUCCCACAGAUAACCCCACAAAGCUCCCUGUUAAAAGGGAAUACACAGAGCACGACACCAGGGUGAUGGCCAAAGAGAGGCAGAAAAAGGACAACCAUAAUCUGAUUGAAAGAAGGCGGAGAUACAACAUUAACUACAGGAUUAAGGAGCUGGGCACUCUAAUACCCAAGUCGAACGACCCUGACAUGAGGUGGAACAAAGGCACCAUCCUGAAGGCCUCUGUGGAGUACAUCAGGUGGCUGCAGAAGGAGCAGCAACACGCUCGGGAGCUGGAGGGCCGUCAGAAGAAGCUGGAGCAAGCCAACAGAAGGCUGCUGCUGAGGAUCCAGGAGCUGGAGAUCCAGGCACGGGCGCAUGGACUCCCAAACAUGGCGGCUACCUUGGGGACAGUGGAGUUAUCUUCCCAACUCCUCAAACAGCAGCAGCAGCAAUCUCCACCCCAAGUGCAGCAGCAGUCACAGCAGCCACCCCUCUACCAGGAGGACCCUAACAGCGACUACCUCCAGAGGAUAGCUGUGGCGACCGGUGUGCCGUCCAUCGCCGCUGCCAGCGGGCCACACGAUCACAUCCAAGGGGCGGACGCCUGCACAACGUUCUCCGACCCACUCUCCCAUUUCACAGACUUCUUCACAGCCACGCUCAAGGAGGAGAACCAGCUGGAUGAGAUCCUGCUGGAUGACCCGCUCUCGCCGUUUGGCACUGACCCGCUGCUCUCGGCCAGCUCCCCAGGAGCUGCGUCCAAAGACAGCAGCCGCAGGAGCAGCUUCAGCUCAGCGGAGGGCGACGACCUAUAGGACUGCAGAGUCACCGUAAAGGAGGAGGAGCAUAGAACAUCGACAAGACGGACUGAUGGAGAGGGAUGCGUCUGUGACCCCUUCCAGUCUGGAAAGUAGAUUAAAUCAGCUGGAAAACUUUUCUGUAUCUCUAAAAGUGCCCUUUGUUUAAAAAAAAACUCACUGCCCCGCUCCUUCAGCUGUACUCCAGACAAUCACAAAAGACUUGUACCAAAAAAAAGGGAGACAAUCACCAGUACAUAGUGUACAGGAAAAUACCUGCUGUGGUGGCUUUACACUGUAAAAUAUGCAAAAACAUUUCUAAAACUGUACUUUUAUAAGACCUAUGCUUUACAUGAGGAUCCUGGCCAGACGUAUGCACUGUAUGAGCGGCCUUAUUUAAGCUUUUCAUUGUUUUAAAAGGAGAACCUGUAACAAAUGUACUCACAUCAGAGCUUAACGUUGUGCCUUUUUCAUGUUUUUUUAAAAGAUUGUUUGUAUUUAUGUUUUAACUCAUGUAUUCUUAAAAAAUAUACGCGUAUGAACCAAAAAAUAAGAUCUUUCUUUUAUUCUUGGAAGACGCGUGCAAACGAGAAGUGCAAGACCAAACCUGAAGGCAUUCAAAUCGAAGACGCUCCUUCGGUGACGGAAGGUGAAGGGCUGGCUUACAAGGUGGCUGAUUGGAAACGAGUGGUAGAGCGGAAGAGAGAGAGAGGAGGGAAAUUGGAUAAUAAAGACAAGUAGAGGAGGAGUGAUAAUUCGGAUGAGUCUGCUGUGAGUUGACGAGCCCUUGAGGAUGAAUAAUGGUGACAGACAAGGAGCUAUUAGCAGCCAGCCAAGAAAGUUUCCUGAAAGAUGUGGAGAUGAGAGCCUCUCUUCUGGAGAAGAGUGGUCAUUCUCUGGGUUUAAGGCUGAUGACGUUAGCUGAAGGUCUGAUAUCACUGGCGUCUCAAAACACAACCGGAACAGUUGCAUCUUUCUCUUUAAGUCUGAAAACAAUAACAGACUAAAAUAAUCAAACUUUGUAUUGCACAUUUAGAAAGAAGCCUGUGACGUUUAUGUGCAAUUGGAAAAAGUAAUUCUGGUAAGCUUGUACAUGUGUUUAUUUCUAAAGGUUUAAUAUUAAUUAAUUUUUUGUUAUUUUGUCCAAAGCCUUUGAUCCAGCACUUUUAAAAUAAACACAAUACAUUUAUUUUUGACUUAUAAUAAUAAUAAAGCUAAACAUUAGUAGGCUAAAGGACUUCAGCAGGGAUUACUUUGACUACUUACUAAAAAUCCUUCACACUAGAAAAUGAGGGAAACUAUGCAAAUAAAGCAAAAGAUAAUCACACAUACUGACGUUGCACUGUUUAGAGAUGAGGCUUAUGCAACAAACAGAAAAGUCACUGUAAACUUUCUAACUGUCUGUUUUUCCUCUCUAUCAAAGCCGCCAGCAGCAAAAUUCAAAGCCCAUUUGCAGAUUUCAAACGUAAAUGUGGUGGGUUGAUGCAACAGUGACAUCAGAACCAGAUGCUUUUUUAUUUGGAACAUCACAGCUCACCGAGGAUCG
Nothobranchius furzeri (turquoise killifish) is the source of this 3789-nucleotide messenger RNA. It is a transcript of the gene tfec, whose product is annotated as transcription factor EC. Gene Ontology annotation, cellular component: nucleus. Gene Ontology annotation, molecular function: DNA-binding transcription factor activity, RNA polymerase II-specific; protein dimerization activity; RNA polymerase II cis-regulatory region sequence-specific DNA binding. NCBI's taxonomy places the organism in Eukaryota, Metazoa, Chordata, Actinopteri, Cyprinodontiformes, Nothobranchiidae. Gene Ontology annotation, biological process: regulation of transcription by RNA polymerase II. The record is from RefSeq and is a predicted model, not a curated record.